UGCAGUGUUGAGAGAUAGAGAGAGAGAGACCAUGGAGGUUCACAAUAACCGGGGAUGUUCAUCCUGCACUCCUAGAAGUGAUUGCUGUUCGUGGAUAAUCAUACUUUCGUCGUUCUGCGUGAACUUUAUAAUUUUUGGAACUUUGUACAACUUCAGCAUUCUUUUUGUAAGUUUGGAUGAGCAGUUUGAUGCAGGUGCAACCUUGAUUGGGUUGGUUGGUUCCAUCGCAAAUGGCCUGACAUUUUUAGUGACUCCUCUGACGGCACUGCUUCUACAGAGGUUAAGUUGUCGAGUUGUCAUUCUUGCUGGCAUGUUGCUCUACUGCGCAGGACUGUUUACGACGUCAUUUGUAACCGAGUUCGGGUACAUGUACCUCACGUUCGGCGUCCUUAUGGGGAUCGGAGCCAACUUUAGCAUCUACUCAUCAAACUACCUGAUACUCGUGUGGUUUCGAAAUGCGAACCACGCACGAGCAUUUGCCAUGGCUGUUACAGGAUCAUCUUGCGGUAUGUUGGCGGUUAGCCCCUUGCUGACGAAUUUAAUUAUUUCUUACGGAUGGCGAAUCGCACUUCGUAUAAUUGCCGGUGGGCUGUUGGUGUCCGGUCUUGCCUCUGUGGCUUUUUUGAAAAACCCACCUCUCGGAGACAACUCGACCGAUACAAAAUGCCCACCUGAGAAAACAGCACGGGGUUCCGGGGACGAAAAAUCCCCUGAGACAACAACGUGGUUGAAACUAAAUUCACUCAGUGAGGAAUGUAUAAACAAUGGCAAUACGAAGGAUAUGCACAGUAACUCUUUAAGAUUAGAGGAGGAGGAGAGGGAGGGGGAGGAGGAGGAGGAGGAGAAACUGGAUGACUUGCGGCCUGGAGUCAAAAGUGGCCUUGAGAUGCAACGAUACUGGCUUUGCUUGGCUGGACUUUCUUUAUCAUCAAUUUUGUGCUGGUUGAUGAUGCAAUUUAAACAAAUGUCAACAGGUUGGUGGUUUAACUUCAACAUGUUGAUAUUGCAAUUUCAAGCGGCAAGUUUUAUGGAGCAACUUGGUAUCACAAAAGAUCAAGUGUCAUGCGUCAUCAUGUUCUUUGCUGUUGGAGAAAUUUGUGGUAAAAUUAUCGUGUCCGCAGUCGGCCACCGAUUCCCAGUUGGGCUCCUGUACGCCCCUGCCGCUUCGUCGAUCUGUGGAGCUAUGGCACUCGGGGUUAUGGCCGCCUGCCGGAGCUUUCCACAGAUGAUGGUUCUCUCUCUAUUUUCAGGAUUGUUCAGAUCGGGACUCUUUGGGGCGACCGCCUCGGUUUCAGCCACGCUGUUCCGCGAGUACAGUACCGGAGCAACUUCCGCAAUAGGUUUCUUUCCUUAUGGCAUUGGGAUUGUACUCAGUGCACCACUUUCAGGUGGUUUGUACGACGUGACGGGCAGUUACACGCUUUGUUUGGUCAUCAUAGCCGCCAUCUUUCUUUGCUCCUCGGUAUGUUUUGCAUUCGUCCCUGUACGGAGACGCAAAUGGCCGGCCUGUUCAUUCUUUCCGAGGUGCUGUUGUUCUUCGGCAGUGGACGAAACAAAACCAAACAACAACGAAGUUUAGGGUUUGUUUUAAACGGGGCAGAUUUGAAUUUCAAUUGACAUUGUGAUCGUUCUGCUAUAUUGCUUCACUCGCAUGCGUAUACGUGCAGCAUAAUGUCCAAAGUUUUCGCCUUUUUAUUUAUUUUUUUUAAACCUUCGUAAAUUUUACCACAGCUGCCAAAUGAUACCUCAGGGAUUAAUGACAAGAUCAUCUGUUAUUAUAUCCAUACAGUGAACCCUUUCUGUAUAGCUGUAUUUUAUUCACGUAUUUUGUAAACUUCAAAUUAAAGGGUUUAUGUACUUUUUCCUAACAAAAAACACAAUGUCCACAGAUUUACAUU
Molecule: messenger RNA, 1898 nt
Organism: Asterias rubens (European starfish)
Lineage: Eukaryota; Metazoa; Echinodermata; Asteroidea; Forcipulatida; Asteriidae
Product: monocarboxylate transporter 5-like
Exons: 8
Coding region: 32-1579 (515 amino acids)
Biological process (GO): transmembrane transport
Molecular function (GO): transmembrane transporter activity
Source: RefSeq, a predicted model, not a curated record